Molecule: messenger RNA, 860 nt
Organism: Staurois parvus
Lineage: Eukaryota; Metazoa; Chordata; Amphibia; Anura; Ranidae
Source: the annotation of a GenBank genome assembly
AUGAUGUCAGCCCCUGCAUAUGAAGAUGUACCUCCUUGCUAUGAGACUCUAAUGAGCAGCACUCCAUCCUCUGUCCCAGUGUCCAAUGUGCCUGUGGCGUCUUUCUUUCAGAAUGUCAGUCCUCCGUCCAACGUCUACUAUGUCCCUCCUACAACCCAGACAUGGAGUGGACCCACUGUGGCACCACAAUGGCAUCUGUCCGCCAUCGUACCACAAAAUAUGGACCCAUCUUUACCAUUUUUCCAAACAUUUCUGAAGGGUAAACCAAAGGCUCUGGGAAUUGUGGUCCUUGUGGCAGCCAUCCUGGAGAUUGGCCUCGGCAUUGUGUUGGCCAUCACCCACUUAGCUAUCACGCUUAUAAGUGGAACUCCUUUUUGGGGACCUGUGUUUUACAUCAUUGCCGGAUCUCUGACAGUUGCAGCUCAGAAAAAACCCAAUAUCUGCUUGAUCAAAGGCUCUCUGUCCCUGAACAUCAUUAGCUCCAUUUUCAGCAUGGUAGCUGUGAUCUUAAACAUCAUCGAUUUCUUAACCAAUCAGUGCUACAGCAGUUACAGUUACAAUUACUAUGGUGGGGUUUAUUAUGACUAUGACGCUCAGAGGAGAUGCCAACAGCAACUUAAUGGUAGUUAUGCUGUUCUUUCUCUCUACUACUUCUGAUAAAUUUGCUGCUCUUCUGUGUCACCGUUUCCACCUCUAUUUUUGAAUGUCGGUCUCUCUCAAAAGUACAAACUGUCACCCAGGUGUACGUGUUACAGAGUGAUGUCGUCCUUGCCAUGAAUCCUGGUGCAGUUCCCAUUCCUGUAACUACCACUCAACUACAACCACCACCGCCGCCACCAGUAUAUCCAGUCAAAAGUUAA